AUGAGCGAUAAGCGCGGUUUUCGUGUGGAUGAGUUAUUGUCGGACGAUAAUAAACAGGACGUUGUACAGGACGCUGGAGGAAGAUCUACAGUACCAUCAAGUACCAACCAGAAUAAGACAAGACGUGCUCGAACAGCAUUUACUUAUGAGCAACUUGUAGCGUUAGAAAACAAGUUCAAGACUUCACGCUAUUUGAGCGUUUGUGAACGGCUGAACUUGGCUAUACAAUUACAUCUCACUGAAACUCAGGUGAAAAUAUGGUUCCAAAAUCGUCGUACAAAAUGGAAAAAGCACAAUCCGGGCAUGGACGCGAACUCGUCGCCGUCACCGACUGGCAGCAAUACGUCUUCAGGCUGCACCGCAUCCGAAAAGAUGGCGACUCCGACCAUGCCAUUACCUCCAUCUAAUAUGAUUCCAUUCGGGACGCCAUUAUUGUCGGUGACGUCAAUUCCACAAGUUGGUACACCUUUGAUUCCAUUUCAUUUCUACACCAUUAACACUUCACCAGUUUUUUUGCCCCAACGAUUACCUUUCCUAUCGUAG
This is a messenger RNA of Ostertagia ostertagi, 543 nucleotides long. The record is from the annotation of a GenBank genome assembly. NCBI's taxonomy places the organism in Eukaryota, Metazoa, Nematoda, Chromadorea, Rhabditida, Trichostrongylidae.